AUGCGAUCGCUGCGCAACAUAUCCCUGGUCUGUUCUCAUUGCGAGGGGGAGGCGGGCGAUGUGAUCCUCGGCGGUGUACUUGACAAACCAGCAAGGACCAUGCAUGAAAAGCUAGUCCGCUUCAUGAACGAACAGGAUGAUUUACGCCGGCUGCUACUGCACGAACCACGGGGUCGCCCAGAAAUGAGUGUUGUCCUUGUGCUGCCGCCCUGCAACCCUCAGGCGGAUGCGGGCUUCCUGAUCAUGGCCCCCGGGGACUGGGUACCGAUGUCUGGGUCGAACACCAUAUGCGCCGUCACAGUCCUGCUCGAAACAGGAGCCAUCUCAAUGAAUGAGCCCUUUACCGAGCAAUGGGAAAUGCAAGUCAGUGUCCUUCGACAACGUCCCGGCCUCGUGUAUGGACUUGACCAAGCGGUCAACAUUCCUGGCUUUGGAACCAUCCUGGUGGACAUCGCAUAUGGUGGCCAGUGGUAUGUGAUUGCCCAGGCCAAAGACUUGGAUAUCGAGAUCCACACGUCAAAUAGAGACCGACUGGUCGACCUUGGCAACCGACUGAAGGCGGCAGUGCUAGCGCAAUAUAUGCCUACACACCCGGAGAAUCCAGCGAUCUGUGGCAUUAAUAAUAUCAUCAUCAGUGAGCCUCUUGUCGACCAGGAUGGGGUGAAGUCAGUGAAACAUACGGUCAUCGUCACGCCCGGAAGGUUGGAUCGGAGCCCAUGUGGUACCGGAAGUUCGUCACGCCUGGCAGUUUUAUACGCCAGAGGCCAAAUACGGAUCGGGGAAAAGGUCACCUUCCGAAGUGUCAUCGACACUGAGUUCAUUGGCAGUAUACGGGGGACACAGAAAGUGGGCAACACCGAUGCAGUACUGCCAAAUAUUCAAGGCAGGGCAUGGAUAACAGGAGAGCGCAAGGUUCUACUAGACCCAGAUGAUCCUUUUCAGGCCGGUUUUUUAAUCUGA
Molecule: messenger RNA, 960 nt
Organism: Aspergillus nomiae NRRL 13137
Lineage: Eukaryota; Fungi; Ascomycota; Eurotiomycetes; Eurotiales; Aspergillaceae
Product: proline racemase family protein
Exons: 2
Coding region: 1-960 (319 amino acids)
Molecular function (GO): 4-hydroxyproline epimerase activity
Source: RefSeq, a predicted model, not a curated record